CAAUUGUCCACAUAGAUGGUCAAGGAUAUCGAAUCAACAAAUACGUAAAAUUAAAAGAGACCGCGAUAUUUCAAGAAAAAAAAGCUAACAAUAUAAGCCCCUCCCUAAUUUUAGUUUCUGCCCGAUUACAUUGGUAAAGAUAAGGUACGGCGAAACAGCCGCGAAUAUUUAAAUUUCGGACAUCGACGUUCACCAAUCUCUAAUCACUGAUAAUGAUCCCUGACGCAAUAGUAACACACAAUUGACAAAAGCCUUAUGCAAAACCUGGAUUUAACUUAAAGCUAUUGGAAAAGAAUCAUUUUUCACAAUGCAUUCUCUAGACACAUGCUAACCACAAAAUAAUUACGAUAAGAUAACAGUAAGUAGCCGUGUCCCGAUAAUUCUGUCAAUGCAACUAAAGAGCGUCGAUACAUCGACAUGCUCUCUUAAAAUGUAUUUUCAAUAGUAUAAUGUAAAAGAUCCGCCUAGUGAUACGUUAAUUCAGUGCUUAAGUAAAAUGCCCGUGACAACUUCCUGAAUGGAUUUCAAUGGACAACAAGAAAGCGCUGGAUGGCGCUGGUCACUUCUUAUAUCAGCUAUAUUCUUGAACAUAUGUUUGCCGAGCUUAGUACUAUCCUAUGGCGUCUUGUGGGUGCACAGUUUAUCCAGUUUCGAAGGACCAGUAUGGCUUGGUCUCAUCACACCAUCCAUUUUUAUGGUUACUUAUAACCUUACACAAUGCUGGUUCAGGGAAGCUGCCGACUCAUGGGGCGGAUCAAUAGGCUAUCGAGUGAUGGCAACCAUUGGUCUCUUGUUUGUAGUCUCUGCUCUUCUUAUCUGUGCAUUCAUACCUUAUGAACUGCAGUCAUUUGUCUAUGGCAUUUCUUGCGGUUUAGGUUUCUCGCUUAUAUCAGCACAAAUGGAUGCGAUUAUAUUUGAAACCUACGAUUCUCACGUAGUAGCCGUUCGGGGGAUAUGCUAUUGCGGCCAAGCCAUUGGACUGUCAAUAUUUCCCCACAUACUAACAGCGUUAAUUGAUACCUAUAGCUAUUCCCUUUCACAUAUUGUGAUAGCAGGCAUCAUGCUACAAUCGCUGGUAGCAAUCAUGUAUCUGAAAAUAGACGAAAACAUUAGACGGCCCGCGUCCUUCUCUCGAUAUAAAGACCUAUCUCAAACAUACAUGGUAUACAGAAAUGAAGCAAUGGAAAGCACUUAUGGAACCGAACUACAGUUACACAACCUAAACAAUAAAAGUUGGAAAAGUCCUUCAGACGAUCAGUUGCAUAAGACAGGAGAGAUUUGUGAUGAUGGAUACGUCUCAGAGACUGUAACACCUCCUCCUAGUCCUGAAGAGAAACGACGGAAUAUAUUCGGAGUUGAUAUUCUACCACAAAUACCUGAAGAAAGCGAGGAAGAAAGUGAGGAACAAUACACUAAAGACACGAACAAUAAGAGACGUCUUAGUGUUGCCAUUAAAAGACUGAGCACUUUAGGAGAUAAUAUUGACGGGUGUAUUACAAAUCAAGUGAGGAGAGAUUCACAACCAGAAGAUAGUAAUAAAUCAUUUGUAGAAUUCUUAGAAGUAAAAUACGAAACUGUGACACCAAUAACAGAUAUACGGACGGAGAGGAUUCUGAAUUCAUUUAGUUUUCGAUGCCAAUCGGCGUAUUUAAAUGCGAGAAGAAAGAUUUUGUUGCCGUCAUAUAGAAUGUACAGAAUCAGACGGAGGUUCACAUAUCUUUCGUAUAGUGUAAUCGAUACAUUUAUUAAACCAUUAACAAGAUCUCUGACGUGUGGGAAGUUUUAUCCAGCGUUACUUUUAAGUUUCUCUAGAUUAAGUUUAUUAUCAAUAUCAUUAGUGUUGUUGCCGAUGUUGGCGUCAGAGGUGGAGCCGAAGAUUUCGGUUCUGGAAAUGAACUUUUUGAUGUCUCUUCAUGGGUUUACAUGGUUAUGUUUCUUGGUCUGCACUCCGUGGUUAGCGCAGACACCUAAGAGGAAUUAUAAAUAUAUAGUAGUUCUGGGUCUGCUCAUAUCUACAGCAUCGGCGUUUCUUCUGGCAGCAGACAACAACCACGAUUCAUACUCUAUUGGCUGCAUCGUCGCCGGUUUUGGUUUCGGCGCUGUAACAUCAUGUUGGGAAGGGGCAAUCCAGGAUUAUGUCGGCGCCCGAAAAUGGCCUAAACUCCAAAGUGCCCUAGAAACCAUCUCCGCAAUUAUGUUAGCUGUAUUUCUUUUAGCACUCACGUUUUUAAUAGAUGUGGAGAAAGGAUUUAAACUUGUCAUGUUCAUAUUGGGUAUUAUUCUAGCUGUGAUAACGAUGGUUUGGUUCGCCAUAGCGUGUGUAGCGAUAUACUUCAACAAAGUGAGGAAAAUCAGUUUACUUUCAAACUCAUAAUAUGAGAAUGUACUAAAAUAUUAAAGUAAAAAAAUUAUAUAAAACCAGAAUUAGGCAAAAAAAUUGUAGAAUUACUGUACUAUGCGUUAUGUAUGAGUUUGUUAAGCCAUAUCUAUUUCAGUUAUGACUUGAACCGCUGAACUGUUGAUGCCUACGCAUUUAAUUAAUUAAUAAUUUAAUUUAUGGCACAGAAAGCUAUCUACUUGCCUAUUACAAAAACAAAUGAUCACGAAACAGAUAUAUAAAUCUGAGGCCCAGAACUAGAAGGUUGUAGAAACACUGGUUAACUUUCUAUCCUCAUGAAGAAACUAUAGGAUAAUAUAUGAAAAGCUGUAUAUAAUUAAAUUUAAGAAUACUGUUUAAGAAAUUAUAUAACAUUUUAAAUCA
This is a messenger RNA of Pieris napi, 2761 nucleotides long. RefSeq lists its product as uncharacterized. The transcript is spliced from 5 exons. The record is from RefSeq and is a predicted model, not a curated record. NCBI's taxonomy places the organism in Eukaryota, Metazoa, Arthropoda, Insecta, Lepidoptera, Pieridae. Gene Ontology annotation, molecular function: monocarboxylic acid transmembrane transporter activity. The coding region runs from base 518 to 2374 and encodes 618 amino acids. Gene Ontology annotation, biological process: monocarboxylic acid transport.